Molecule: messenger RNA, 1293 nt
Organism: Zingiber officinale
Lineage: Eukaryota; Viridiplantae; Streptophyta; Magnoliopsida; Zingiberales; Zingiberaceae
Product: WD repeat-containing protein 75-like
Exons: 13
Coding region: 1-1293 (430 amino acids)
Molecular function (GO): protein binding
Source: RefSeq, a predicted model, not a curated record
AUGGUCUGUAUUGCGUGCCUGUUGCCUUUGUUCUUGAUCCCCGUCGUUAACGCCUUGCCUCUGCUCUUCGAUCUCAUCGUCGGUAAGAUCUACAGGCUUUUCGGCUGGGAAUACAGAAAGCCUGCAAGGGUGCCAGCUGCUUGUCCAUACAAGCCUGCUUCAAAAAAUGUUGAUGGUUUAAAUGCAGUGUGUUACAUGUGGUCUAAUUAUAUAAACGAGUGCAGUUUCUGGCUUCUUCCUGUGCCAAUGUUAAUUCAUAUUUUUUUCCAGGUAUCUUGUUCAGAUAAUCACAUUCAUCUGCUAAAAAUGCCUACAAUGGAUAUCUCAAAAUCCAUAUCGGGAAUCAAGCCUCCUUUUUCGUUUCCUCUCAAACAUGAAGGAUCCUGCACACAAGUUGCAUUUGAGCAGACAACUGGAUUAGUUGCUGUUUCCACUGAAGAUUAUUGUGUACAAUUCUAUAGCUUGUUUGACAACCAUGAGGUUUCAGAGGUCCAAGUGUGCAAAAGAAAUUUUCAGCCUGCAGAUGACGUUAUGCUAUAUGUGGCUCUUGUAGCCAUUUCUCUUGAUGGCUCCUUAAUGGCUACCAUUGAUGUGACAAUUCCUGAAGAAAAAUUAGGGGGUUUGGUUUGUCUAAAAUACUGGACUCGUGGUUCCCUAGUGGCAGAGUACUUAUUAUCCACUGUCAUAUAUGAGCCUCACAGUGAUGCUCAAGUUUCAUCUCUUGCAUUUCGCCCUGGACACAACAUGGCUGUCACAUCAUCUUAUGGUGGUGAUUUUAAGGUUUGGGUUCAUGGUUCUCAUGCCGACAGAAAUAAUGAAUCAAUCCAGAGAACUGGUUGGAGAUGCCAAUCUGUUGGUUCAUACAAGGGAAAAUCAUUAACAGCUGCUGCUUUUUCUGCCGAUGGAUCAGUCCUUGCUAUUGCAGCUGAGACUAUAAUUACAUUAUGGGAUCCAGAUUCCAAUAUUCUUGUGGCUAUGAUUGGAGAUACACUUUCGCCAAUUACAAAGCCUUCAUUUGUUGGGGAAUCAGAAUAUCUGGUGUCCUAUACACACGGUUUAAAGCCACAACUUUCAGUUUGGAGUACUUCAAAUUUGGCAUUGUACUGGUCUCACGGGAUUGUUACAGAAGCCGUAAGCUGUUCCCAUGAUGAAUCUCAAUUCGCCGUCUUAGCUCUUCUCAGUUCAGCAGGUGAUGCUGAUGCAAAAGGAAAUGGGGUAAUAUUUUUCUUCGAUGUGGAAGAUCCUGUUCCUGUGGCAACCUGGCGCCUCCAGCGGUGCUCCACUCGCCUCUAA